Mercenaria mercenaria is the source of this 3796-nucleotide messenger RNA. RefSeq names its product acetoacetyl-CoA synthetase-like. The coding region runs from base 100 to 2100 and encodes 666 amino acids. Gene Ontology annotation, molecular function: acetoacetate-CoA ligase activity. Gene Ontology annotation, cellular component: cytosol. NCBI's taxonomy places the organism in Eukaryota, Metazoa, Mollusca, Bivalvia, Venerida, Veneridae. Gene Ontology annotation, biological process: lipid metabolic process. The record is from RefSeq and is a predicted model, not a curated record. The transcript has 18 exons.
CGCAGUCACUUCCUGAUCUGUGUUGAAAGGCAAAAAAAAACACAAUUUAUUUGUCAAAACUUGUAAAAUCGUACUUUUUACUCAGAAUAUUUCAAAAUUAUGGAUGCAGGAGACGGUAUUAAAGAAAGGGUCAUGUGGAAACCGGAUCGAAGUAAAGUGACAAAAAUGGAUUUGUUGAGAAAACGAAUUAAUGAGAAAUACACUGUGAAACUAGAGUCAUAUAGAGAUUUUCACAGAUGGUCAUGUGACAACUACCCUCAGUUUUGGGAAGAAGUCUGGAACUUUACUGAAGUUAUCCAUUCUCAGUCUUUCACAACUGUUGUUGACAAGACAAAAAAUAUAUCUGAAAUACCAGAGUGGUUCAAUGGUUCCCGGCUCAACUUUGCAGAAAACCUGCUCAAGUAUGAUGAUGACAGGAUUGCAAUUUAUUCAACAGGUGAGGGUAGAGACACUGUGGAGAAGAUCACCUUUAAGGAGCUCAGACAGAAAGUGGCGAUGUAUGCAUCUGCAAUGAGGAGAUUAGGGGUUCAGAUAGGGGAUAGGGUUGUUGGUUACAUACCAAACUGCCCGGAGGCUGUUAUAGCAAUGUUGGCUGCAGCAAGUAUUGGAGCAAUAUGGAGCUCCACAUCUCCAGACUUUGGUGUUGUGGGAGUGCUGGACAGAUUUUCUCAGAUUCAGCCUAAGUUGAUAUUCAGUGUAAAUGCAGUACAUUACAAUGGCAAAGUGCAUGACCAUUUGGAGAAACUGGAAAGUGUUGUAAAUGGUUUACCUGACCUGGAGAAAGUUGUUGUGAUCCCCUUUGUUCCUUCAGCUUCCUGCAAUAUCUCAGACAUUAAAAACAGUACUAUGCUAGAAGAUUUUUACAAAUCCGGUCUAGUGGAUGGAAGCUGUCCUCCCCUAACAUUUGAACAAGUGCCAUUCAGUCAUCCCAUGUAUAUAAUGUAUUCCUCGGGUACAACUGGAGCACCAAAGUGUAUGGUUCAUUCAGUAGGGGGUACGUUGAUGAAACAUCUAGAGGAGCAUAUGAUACAGAGCGAUAUGACCAGAGAUGAUAUAAUGUUAUAUUAUACCACAGUGGGAUGGAUGAUGUGGAACUGGCUGGUUUCUGUCCUAGCUGUAGGAGCUGGUAUUGUUUUAUAUGAUGGUUCCCCACUCAUUCCACAUGCUAACAUACUCUGGGAUAUCAUCGAAAAAGUUGGGGUAACAGUGUUAGGGACAAGUGCAAAAUGGAUUGCUGUAAUGGAAAACAAGGAAUUAAAACCAGGUACAACCCACAACUUGAGCAGUUUAAAGAUGAUUUUAUCCACUGGUUCCCCGCUCAUGCCACAGAGUUAUGACUAUGUGUACAGAGAAAUAAAACAAGAUCUUCUGCUGGGAUCUAUAACAGGAGGGACUGAUAUUAUUGCCUGUUUUAUGGGUCAGACGUGGACAGAGCCAGUCUACAAGGGAGAAAUACAACAGAUGAUUCUUGGCUGUGAUAUGAAAACUUUCGAUUUAAAUGGCAAGGAAGUUUAUGAUGUUGAUGGUGAAUUAGUGUGUUUAACCCCAUUCCCCUCAAUGCCAACAAAGUUCUGGAAUGACCCACAAGGACUUAAAUACAAGAAAGCAUACUUUGAUGUCUACCCAGGUGUUUGGGCACAUGGAGAUUUUUGUCGAUUCAACAGUAAAACAGGGGGCAUUGUAAUGCUGGGUCGAAGUGAUGGCACGUUGAAUCCAAAUGGCGUAAGGUUUGGAAGCUCCGAGAUCUAUCAUAUAGUGGAAUCAUUCAAGGAGAUACAAGAUAGUAUUUGUGUAGCGCAGAGAAAACAGGACAAUUCCGAGGAGCGUGUCAUAUUGUUUUUAAAAAUGGCUCCUGGAAGUCAGUUCACACAGGAACUUGUGUCCAAUGUGAAAACUUGCAUCAGAAAAUAUCUCACCGCAAGACAUGUACCAGGUUUCAUUCUGCCUUGUACAGAUAUACCUUAUACAAUAAGUGGGAAGAAAGUCGAGGUGGCAGUAAGGAACAUGAUUAUGGGGCAGGAAGUAGUACAGAAAGGGGCACUUGCAAACCCGGACUGUCUUCAACAAUACUCAGACAUUCCAGAAUUACACGGCUACUAGGCAUACAUGCUCUGUUUUCUGAAAUGUCCUGGAAAUAAGUGCAGUGUUGUGAACAGGUGGACAUCGUUGAAUACUCAAGAAAGUUAUAAAUUUCUCAUCAAUACUAAAAAUUAUUAAUCCUUGGGAGUUUUGACUUAAGUCAAAUAGCAAUCUUUGGUAGUAGUGUAGUGUAGCACUUUUAGAAUACAGGGUAAACGGGAACUUUAAUUUUAGAGGUAUUAUAGUAAUAUAAAAGUAUUGUUGUGUUUUUACAAGAUGUUGGUACUUUGUUUUUUUUGGAUUCUGUUGUAUGAAUAUAUGAAUUUGUGUUAUUUAUUGAGGUUUAAAAUGUUGCCCUUGGCUAGAACAAAAUUUAGAAAUAAAAUAGAGACAGUUCUUUCAUCUGUUAAACCUGGGGAACAAAUUUUAUGUGCAGUUUUUUUGUACUUCAUGAGCUUGCUUUACGUUACUCAUUGAAAGUAUGUAAAUUGUUAUUCUAAUAUGGCUUAGUUUAUUUGUCUGUAAAAUGAAGAAGGGCAUCGGGCAUUGCAUAUUCUGUGAUAAAGAGCAGUUCAGGCGCGGGCCAGUUAGAGAAUAUAAUGGUGUCAAGCACGACAUCACAUUGUUACAUGACACCCAGUUUAAUUACUACACUGAUGGGUGAAGUUCAGCAUAAUUUUCAUCAAAAUGGUUUUAUGUUAGACUAAAAAUGAAUAAUGCCAUCCGAUAAACGAGACUUCAUUGUUCAGAUGCUUGGAUAUUUGACAUCUCAGGCCAACACCCUAAUGGUUCCAUUCUUGCACAUCUAAAAUGUGAACUCAGGUCAAUCAGAUGAUAAACAAAAUGAAGGCAUUGAAUAUUUAUCAAAACGGCUGUGACUAAAAAAGGAUCUGGAGUGCCUGUGAUAAAUUACAGACUCCGAUAUAUACCAGAUUCAAGCGAUUUAAAUGAUAAGUAUCUGUAUUUAUUUUGUAUCCAUGGUAAUCCUAACCCUAAACUUUAGUCAAUAUAUAAUACAUACUAAUACACUAAAUGCAUGCGGACAUGCAAUAAUUUGCGUACUUUCGCCAUGCGCACCAAUUGAUAAUCACUUCCGGACAUGUGCAGAAGACCUUUCCAGAUCUGCAGUGAGCAACAUCGUAGCAAAAUAACCUUGCGUUAAAAUUAAUGUCACACAUAUAUGUCAGCUUUUUUAAGAAUCUUAAUGCUUAGUUAUAUUUUUUAUAUCAUUUUAUUGUGUUUCUUUUAAAGAAAAAUGUUGAGUGUAUUGCAUAUUGUUUUGUUUUUUGUUUUGCUGACUGUCUGAUAAUAGUGAGGUUAUAAAAGUGUAUCAAAACAAAUACUAUAAAUAGCACUUGAAGAAAGUAUAAAAAGGUUUAGCUGUUUCAUUACACACAGGGGUUAUUAAAUUUCUAACAUGUUGUAAACAUAAGUAUACUACAUUAAAAUAGAAAUACUAGCAUCAUUUUCUAUUUAAAAUUGCAAUUUUCUAAAAUUAUGUUAUGUUUCUUCAUUAGAAAAUGUGGUUGGGAAUGUGUUCUGAAAUUACUUGUAACCUAACAAUCUCAAGUUAUUGAAUUACGUAUUUCGUAAUUAAGCCACAUUUAAAAUGUGCUCAUUUUCUUUCAUGUAUGAUAUAAUUUUGGAUGCAGUCUACAGUAAAAAACAUUUGAAAAGUAAAUGAAAAUAAAGCAUUGUAACUUACCUGAUAAAUGUU